CAGGCCGAAGCUCACGCUUCCCUCUCUCCCACCUCACCAAAGUCCACAGGCCAAAGCCGCCAAACUCAUCGCCCUUUCUCUGAGACUUUUAUGCAACCAGAGCACUACUCUCAUCUAGCGAACUCGUCGGCGUCAUCGCCGAUUCAGUGAGUCAACCCGCCGCCAUCACUCAGCGCUCCUAACAACUGCAUUUCAUCGACGGAUAAACUCACCCGACAUCCACACUGACCCCAGAUCUGACUCAUUGAGCCUCCCCUUAAAUCUUCCCAACUUGGGAAUGGCUUCUUCGGAAGCCGAUUCCCGGCUAAGUCAGGUCGUCUCCCCAGCCCUCGAGAAGAUUAUCAAGAACGCCUCAUGGCGCAAGCACUCCAAGCUCGCUCUCGAGUGCAAAUCCAUCGUAGAAAAGCUCUCUUCCCCUUCGACGAACGAGACUCUGCCCGAGCCUGAUUCCUCCGUCCCAGGCCCUCUCCACGACGGCGGACGCAUCGAAUAUUCCCUCUCCGACUCCGAGUCCAUCCUCAGCCCACUCAUCAAUGCCGCCAACUCCGGCGUCCUCAAAAUCGCUGAACCCGCUGUCGAUUGCAUCCAAAAACUAAUAGCCUACGGCUACCUACGCGGCGAGGCCGACUCCACCGGUGACGACGAGGCCAAGCUCUUAUCCAAGAUGAUCGAGUCCGUCUGCAAAUGCCACGAUUUGGGCGACGAUCAAAUGGAAUUGCUCGUUCUCAAGACGCUCUUAUCAGCAGUGACCUCCAUUCCGCUGCGAAUCCACGGGGAUUGCUUGCUUCAGAUCGUGAGGACGAGCUAUGAUAUCUACUUGGGGAGCAAAAGCAUGGUGAACCAGACGACGGCCAAGGCAUCCUUGAUUCAAAUGCUCGUGAUCGUGUUCCCGAGAAUGGAGGCGGACUCGUCGACGGUGCCGAUUCAACCAAUUUUGGUUGCCGAACUGAUGGAACCGGCGGAGAAAUCCGAUGCGGACGGGUCUAUGACAAUGUUCGUCCAAGGGUUUAUAACGAAGAUCAUGCAGGACAUUGACGGGGUUCUGAAUCCUGUUAGUCCAAGGAAGGUAUCGUUGGGUGGUCAUGACGGGGCAUUCGAGACAAGGACGGUUGAGACGACGAACCCUGCUGAUUUGUUGGAUUCAACGGAUAAAGAUAUGUUGGACGCUAAGUAUUGGGAGAUCAGUAUGUAUAAGACGGCGUUGGAGGGAAGGAAGGGUGAGUUAGCGAAUGGGGAGGGUGAGAGGGAUGAGGAUUUGGAGCUUCAGAUUGGAAAUAAGCUGCGGAGGGACGCUUUUUUGGUGUUCCGGGCACUUUGCAAGUUGUCAAUGAAGACGCCUCCCAAGGAGGCGCUGGCGGAUCCCCAGUUGAUGAAGGGGAAGAUUGUGGCUUUGGAGUUGUUGAAGAUUUUGUUGGAGAACGCCGGGGCUGUGUUUAGGACUAGUGACAGGUUUUUAGGAGCCAUUAAGCAGUACUUGUGUCUAUCAUUGUUGAAGAACAGUGCUUCGACUCUAAUAAUUGUUUUCCAGCUUUCUUGCUCCAUUUUCAUUAGUCUGGUGUCAAGAUUUAGAGCUGGAUUGAAAGCAGAAAUUGGAGUAUUUUUUCCUAUGAUUGUUCUUAGAGUUUUAGAAAACGUUGCCCAACCGAAUUUUCAGCAGAAGAUGAUUGUGCUUCGGUUUCUUGAAAGGCUCUGUGUUGAUUCACAAAUCUUAGUGGACAUCUUUAUUAAUUAUGAUUGUGAUGUCAAUUCAUCAAACAUAUUUGAGAGAAUGGUCAAUGGACUUCUUAAAACUGCACAAGGUGUCUCUCCCGGUGUAACCACCACAUUGUUGCCACCGCAGGAGGUGACCAUGAAACAUGAAGCUAUGAAGUGCUUAGUGGCUAUUUUGAGAUCAAUGGGAGAUUGGAUGAAUAAACAGUUGCAUAUUCCAGAUCCUCAUUCUACCAAGAAAUUUGAAGCAGCAGAUAACAGUCCUGAACCUGUAAGUCUUCCCAUAGCAAAUGGUAAUGCGGAUGAGCCUGUUGACGGGCCAGGUUCUCAUUCUGAAGCUUCCAGCGAGGCUUCUGAUGUUUUGACAAUCGAGCAACGACGAGCUUACAAGCUGGAACUUCAGGAAGGUAUAUCUCUUUUUAAUCGGAAACCUACAAAAGGGGUUGAAUUUCUUAUCAAUGCAAGCAAGGUGGGCAAUUCACCUGAGGAGAUAGCAUAUUUUCUUAAAAAUGGAUCUGGGUUGAAUAAGACUUUGAUUGGUGAUUAUCUAGGAGAAAGGGAAGGUUUUCCACUGAAAGUAAUGCAUGCCUAUGUGGAUUCCUUUGAAUUUCAAGGCAUGGAUUUUGAUGAGGCAAUCAGGGCCUUUCUUCAAGGCUUUAGGUUGCCUGGUGAGGCACAGAAGAUUGAUCGAAUCAUGGAGAAGUUUGCUGAGCGGUAUUGCAAAUGUAAUCCGAAGGUUUUUACAAGUGCUGACACGGUCUAUGUCCUUGCUUAUUCCGUGAUAAUGCUCAAUACUGAUGCUCAUAACCCCAUGGUGAAGAACAAGAUGUCAGCUGAUGAUUUUAUAAGAAACAAUCGUGGCAUAGAUGAUGGAAAAGAUUUACCUGAGGAGUACCUGAGGUCACUCUUUGAACGAAUAUCAAGAAACGAGAUAAAAAUGAAAGAUGAUUUGGCUCCUCAACAAAAACAGUCUAUGAACUCAAACAGACUUCUAGGCUUGGACAGUAUCCUGAAUAUAGUGAUACGAAAGCGCGAAGAAGACAGAGAUAUGGAGACCAGUGACGAUCUUAUUAGGCACAUGCAAGAACAAUUUAAAGAAAAAGCUCGCAAAUCCGAGUCAGCUUAUUAUGCGGCAACCGACGUGGUGAUCCUUAGAUUCAUGAUUGAAGUAUGCUGGGCUCCUAUGUUGGCUGCCUUCAGUGUUCCACUUGACCAAAGUGACGAUGAAAUAGUAAUAGCAAUGUGCCUUGAAGGCUUCCAGUAUGCUAUCCAUGUUACUGCUGUGAUGUCCAUGAAGACUCAUAGAGAUGCUUUUGUGACUUCCCUAGCAAAGUUUACCUCUCUCCACUCUCCCGCUGAUAUCAAGCAGAAAAACAUAGAUGCUAUUAAGGCAAUAGUUAAAAUUGCAGAUGAAGAUGGGAAUUACUUGCAAGAAGCUUGGGAGCAUAUAUUGACUUGUGUUUCUAGGUUUGAGUAUCUACAUCUCUUGGGGGAAGGUGCUCCUCCUGAUGCAACCUUUUUUGCUUUUCCUCAGAAUGGGUCUGAAAAAUCUAGACAAGCUAAGUCCACAAUCCUUCCUGUUUUGAAGAAAAAGGGACCUGGGAGAAUUCAGAAUGCAGCUUCUGCUGUAAUGAGGGGUUCCUAUGAUAGUGCUGGUAUUGGUGGCAAUGCCUCAGGGGUGGUCUCAUCUGAACAGAAGAACAACUUAAAUUUGAACCUGUUAGAACAAGUUGGGAGCUCUGAAAUGAAUCUCAUAUUCACACGGAGUCAAAAGUUAAACAGUGAGGCAAUAAUAGACUUUAUUAAGGCCCUUUGCAAGGUCUCUAUGGAGGAAUUGAGAUCUGCAUCUGAUCCACGGGUUUUCAGCCUUACAAAGAUUGUUGAGAUUACGCAAUAUAACAUGAACCGCAUCCGGCUUGUGUGGUCAAGCAUCUGGCUUGUGCUCUCUGAUUUCUUUGUAACCACUGGCUGUUCUGGAAACCUUUCUGUUGCAAUAUUUGCAAUGGAUUCUUUACGCCAGUUGUCAAUGAAGUUCUUAGACCUAGAAGAAUUGGCUAACUAUAAUUUUCAAAAUGAAUUUAUGAAGCCUUUUGUCACUGUAAUGCGCAAGAGUAGUGCCGUUGAAAUCAGAGAAUUAGUCAUCAGAUGUGUCUCACAAAUGGUGUUAUCUCGUGUCAGCAAUGUUAAAUCUGGAUGGAAGAGUAUGUUCAUGGUCUUCACAACUGCAGCUUCUGAUGACCACAAAAACAUUGUCUUAUUGGCCUUUGAAAUAAUUGAGAAGAUUGUGCGAGACUACUUUCCAUACAUCACUGCGACCGAAACCACCACCUUUACGGACUGUGUCAAUUGCCUGAUUGCCUUCACUAAUAACAGAUUCAGUAAAGACAUUAGCCUUAAUGCCAUUGCUUUUCUUCGGUUUUGUGCAACAAAACUUGUAGAAGAAGAUAUUGGCUCCUCAUCAAGGAAUAAGGACAAGGAAGCUUCUGCAAAGUUAUCGCCAUCUUCACCUAAAUUCAGAAAAGAUGGUAUACAAGAUAAGGGAGACACUGAAGAUAAGGAUGAUCACAUUUAUUUCUGGUUUCCUUUGUUGGCUGGUUUGUCAGAACUCAGCUUUGACCCUAGGCCUGAAAUCAGGAAGAGUGCCUUACAAGUGCUGUUUGAUACUUUACGCAACCAUGGUCACCAUUUCUCACUUCCUUUGUGGGAACGAGUGUUUGAAUCAGUUCUAUUUCCAAUAUUUGACUACGUAAGGCAUGCUAUUGAUCCUUCUCGGGGGAACUCACCAGGUCAGGGAACUGAUAGUGACACAGGCGAGCUUGAUCAAGAUGCAUGGCUCUAUGAGACUUGCACAUUGGCCCUCCAACUAGUUGUAGAUCUCUUUGUCAAAUUUUAUAACACUGUCAAUCCACUUUUGAAAAAAGUUUUGAUGCUUCUGGUUAGCUUUAUUAAUCGCCCUCACCAAAGUCUUGCUGGUAUUGGUAUUGCCGCAUUUGUCCGUUUGAUGAGCAAUGCUGGUGAUCUAUUUUCCGAGGACAAGUGGCUAGAAGUGGCUUUUUCGUUGAAACAAGCAGCUAAUGCAACAGUUCCUGAUUUCUUGUUCAUUGUCAAUGAACCUUCUUUAUCUAGAGAAAAUUAUAUAGAGUCUUCCGUGUCUGACAUUCCUGAUGGUGAUUCAGAGAGCCUAAGGACACGCCAUCUCUAUGCUUCUUUAUCUGAUGCCAAGUGCCGCGCUGCUGUUCAACUUUUAUUGAUUCAGGCAGUGAUGGAAAUCUACAACAUGUAUAGGUCUCACCUUUCAGCAAAAACUACCUUAAUACUCUUCGACGCAUUGCAUGAUGUGGCAUCCCAUGCUCAUAAGAUCAAUAGUAAUGCAAUGCUACGAUCAAAGCUUCAGGAGUUUGGUUCUAUGACCCAAAUGCAAGACCCUCCAUUAUUGCGGCUUGAGAAUGAGUCUUACCAAAUUUGCUUCACAUUCAUACAGAAUCUUAUACUGGAUAGGCCUCCAAGUUAUGAUGAGGCCCAGGUGGAAUCCUGCCUUGUUGACCUUUGCAAGGAGAUCUUGCAGUUUUAUAUUGAAACUGCUCGGUCGGGACAGAUAUCUGAAUCAUCAUCCAUUGGGCAGCUUCAUUGGAAAAUUCCCUUAGGUUCUGGGAAACGGAGAGAGUUGGCUGCACGUGCGCCUCUCAUUGUCACCACUCUCCAGGCCAUCUGUAGACAGGAAGAGAGUUCAUUGGAGAAGAACUUGGGUCGGUUCUUCCCCCUACUAUCAAGCUUGAUAAGUUGUGAACAUGGGUCAAAUGAGGUCCAGAUAGCACUCAGUGAUAUGCUUAGUUCAUCAGUGGGUCCGAUUCUGCUUCGGUCUCGUUGAUAUUGUUACCCAAGUCUUAUUUUAUAUUCUUUUUUAUAUUUUUCAUUUUUUGAUAAUUGUAUGAGAGUUGGGCCUUGUUUUGGUUUGGCUGGUGUUUCGGAACCUUCUGUACGUAGUAGUUUAUUCAGGCGAGCGGCUCUUCCUAAUAGAUUGAUAGAUUUUUUCAGGAGUUCCGAUGUUGUAUGUUAGUGAAACAUUCCUAUUGACAAGGAAUUCCAGAACAAUAAAUUCUUGUAAAGAAGUUGCUAUGCAGCGCAUUACAGAUGGAUGGAUAAAUUCUUUUUCGCAUUUGUCG
Juglans microcarpa x Juglans regia is the source of this 5873-nucleotide messenger RNA. RefSeq names its product brefeldin A-inhibited guanine nucleotide-exchange protein 2-like. Gene Ontology annotation, molecular function: guanyl-nucleotide exchange factor activity. The transcript is spliced from 12 exons. Bases 278 to 5578 code for a protein of 1766 amino acids. Gene Ontology annotation, cellular component: trans-Golgi network. Gene Ontology annotation, biological process: regulation of ARF protein signal transduction. NCBI's taxonomy places the organism in Eukaryota, Viridiplantae, Streptophyta, Magnoliopsida, Fagales, Juglandaceae. The record is from RefSeq and is a predicted model, not a curated record.